Messenger RNA from Exophiala oligosperma, 1914 nucleotides. RefSeq lists its product as uncharacterized. Gene Ontology annotation, cellular component: mannan polymerase complex. Bases 417 to 1703 code for a protein of 428 amino acids. Gene Ontology annotation, biological process: protein N-linked glycosylation. NCBI's taxonomy places the organism in Eukaryota, Fungi, Ascomycota, Eurotiomycetes, Chaetothyriales, Herpotrichiellaceae. The transcript has 2 exons. The record is from RefSeq and is a predicted model, not a curated record. Gene Ontology annotation, molecular function: alpha-1,6-mannosyltransferase activity.
AAGUUACUCCUUUGGUCGGCUCACAGGGGAACCAAAGUCGUCCCUAUCAACAGUACCAUCCCCUUGACGGCACAUCUUGGCUCACUCUCUCUCACACACACGAUGCCAAACCUGGCUAUCUUUGGGCCCUUGGUAUUAGGCCUCAGUUGAGAGAGACGCGCCUUUGUGACACUUAUCACAAGUACGUUCGCUUGCGUACCGGGGGGCACUGUCCGUGAAGUCUGUGCAGUUUGGCACCAGAAAAGUCGAUUUUAGUCCAGUAAGAUUGUCUGAAUCUCGAGGACGAAGUCGAGGUUGGCUGGUUAAUUCGAUUCUUGGCUCGGUAGAGUCGGGAUUUUCUCGUCAUCGGUUCUCAUCUUCUCGAGAGUGUCUUGGUGGACAGGCAGGCGGCGCUACAUAGAGCGCGAAGAUCAACCAUGUCGUCGACCAGCCGUAUGACCAAGUACACGACCUUCGUGGCCAUUGCGAUAUGCAUGUUGUACUUUGCCUUCCGAGCUUCGGAAACGGAAUUGGCAUCGAUAAAGUCACUAUCAGUUCAGUACAGCCAGAGCCUCUCGGAGACGGUCUCGGGCUCGAGGCACAGAGAUGACAUGGAGCUCGAUGAAGGUCAACACCUCGCCCACGCACUACAAUCGACAUUCACGCCAUCCAAGUCAUACCCUUCACGGUUUCCCCGGACGGUAUGGCAAGCAUGGCUGGGUCCAGACGAGCACGGUGCCGAGAGGUUUUCCGAGAGAACCGAAACGUGGGAGAAGGUGAAGGGGUUCGAGUAUAAGUUGUUGAAAGAAUCCGACGCUCUGGCAUUCGUAAAACAACACUUUGCGUCAUCGAGACCCUCCAUCGUCAAGUUCUGGGAAAGUCUCGAAGCGCCAGUCCUCAAGGCCGAUUUCUUGCGGUACCUUGUCAUGCUCGCCGCGGGCGGCGUGUACAGCGACAUCGACACGUCGAACCUCGUGCACCCGGAUCGCUGGAUCCCGAUCGACCUGGGCGCCAGCACGGUCAACGCCAUCAUCGGCAUCGAGUACGACGACCACACGUACCGGAUGUUUGUGCGGCCCAUCGGCCUGUGCCAGUGGACGCUGAUGUCGAAACCGGGCCACCCCAUCUUCGAAGUCGCCGUGCAGCGGGUGAUCAGCAACCUCGAGUACAUGGCCCGGCGGAAGCGGGUGACGCUGGGCGAGUUGGCGUUGGACAAGAUGGAGACCCUCGAGGCCACGGGGCCGGGCAUGAUCACCGACGCCGUCAUGCAGGUGCUCAACGACCAGGGCCAGAACGUGACGUGGUCGACGCUGCACGACCAGCGCGAACCGAAGCUGUACGGGGACGUGCUGGUGUUGCCGAUCAACGGGUUCGCGGGACACCAGAAGCACAGCCACGCGGGGGACCCGGCGUACGGGUUGCGCUACAUCCAGCACCAUUUCGCCAGGACAUGGUAUGCUCCGGACAAGGCGGGUGGGCCUGCCGACGAGAAGAAGAAGGAGGAGUCCUCAAAGCAGAUCCCAAAGGAAGAACCCCAAAAAGCCAAAGAGAGCCAGAUCCCCAAGGCCAAAGAUGAGACCCCAAAGGAGAUCCCCAAGGAGACCUCAAAGGCCAAAGAAGUGACCCCAAAGGAGACGCCAAAGGUCAAGGAACAGAAGAAUCAAGAACCCAAAAACCAGGAAGAGAAAAGUAACGAGAAGUUCCCCGAGGCAAAGAAGGACUAGCGACGAUAGUGAUGAUGGUUAUAUGGUCUUGACAUUCAAAGGCGUCACGGCAUGGCGUAAAGCUAUUAUGGCGUACAGGGAGCAUCCAGCAUAGCAACUUUAAAGAUCUUGAACGAUAUAUGUAAACGUUAAAGAGAUUGAAAUCUAGCGUCACUAGGAGCUACCCUGAUCUCUAGGGAUUAUCUGGGGACAUCAAAGAAGAUUUCCUGAC